Messenger RNA from Diversispora eburnea, 251 nucleotides. Lineage: Eukaryota; Fungi; Glomeromycota; Glomeromycetes; Diversisporales; Diversisporaceae. The record is from the annotation of a GenBank genome assembly.
UUACUAUUCGUUCUCCUUCACGAAUAUAUAAAAAGAAAAUCGCCGUUACCGAUAAUACAACCUUUUCAUCUUUAAUUUCUUUCGCUAUUAAGAAAUCACUUCCUCCCGGAAAACAAUUUGUUAUAAGAGCACCCGAUGGACUUGAAUAUAUUCCAGAUGACUUCGUGCGUACUGUCAUCACAGGAGUAGAACAUGCUGAAAUUAUAUUAACAAUAGAAGAUAUUGGUCCCAUCGAUUUUGAUUGUUUUUAA